GACUUCAUGUGAACAAAUGGCAAAUGCUGAAGUAAGCAUUCCUGUAGGAGAUGUGGUUGUUGUGCCAACUGAAGGAACAGAGGGGGGAAACCCUGAAGAUACUAAAACCCAAGUUAUAUUACAACUACAGCCAGUGCAACAAGGCAGGAUUUAUCAAGAGACCUCUGAAACUAAUGCGGCUGUGAUGGCUGUAGAAACGCAUACCAUACACAAACUUGAAGAUGGCAUCGAUGCCAGUGCCCUUGAAAGCAAUGAGGAAAUUGAGAUUGCCUACCCCAUUACCUGUGGAGAUAGCAAGGCCAUGUUGCUCUGGAAAAAGUUCGUGUGUCCAGGAAUCAAUGUCAAAUGUGUUAAGUUCAAUGACCAGCUUAUCAGUCCCAAGCACUUUGUUCACCUGGCUGGCAAGUCCACCCUGAAGGACUGGAAGCGAGCCAUCCGCCUAGGAGGAAUCAUGUUGAGAAAGAUGAUGGACUCUGGACAAAUUGACUUCUAUCAGCAUGACAAAGUGUGCACCAACACCUGCCGAAGCACCAAGUUUGACCUCCUCUUCAGCAGUGCCAGGGCCCCAGUACCAGGGCAACCAAGCCUGGUACAGACUCCCACUUCUGCUGAUGGAAGCAUCACACAAAUUGCAGUAUCUGAGGAAAGUGUAGAAGAAGGGAUUGAAUGGAAUUCUGCUAUGACAGCAGCGGUCACUAUGGCAACCGAUGAGGGAAUCAAGAAAGAUCCAGAGGAGAUUUCAGAGGACAUGCUGAUGUUCUGGAAAGGCAUUGCGGAUGUGGGCUUAAUGGAAGAAGUGGUGUGUAAUAUUCAGAAGGAGAUAGAGGAGGUGCUAAGAGGGGUGCAGCAAAGGCUUGCCCAAUCCCCUUUCCAGAUUACCGAUGCUGCUGUUUUAAAUAAUGUCGCUCAUACAUUUGGUCUGAUGGACACAGUGAAAAGAGUGCUGGAUAACAGGAAGAGUCAAACAGAUCAGGGAGAGGAGCAAUUUCUUAACACUCUUGCAGCACUAGAUCGCCAACUAGAAGAGCAGAAGAAGCUUGCCAGGAACCCAUCCAUUCAGAAUGUGGUCCUGAUGCCAGUCAACACUCCAAAGCCUCCCAAAAGGCCCCGGUUAAAACGUCCAGCUUCAGCCACAGUUCUAAGCCCAUCGGCUCCCAUCCAGCAACCUCAAUUCACCGUCAUCUCACCUAUCACCAUCGCACCCAUGGGACAGCAGUUUUCUGUUAGCAACAUUCCAAUGGCCACGAUCAGCCAGGGCUCCAGCCCAGUGACUGUCCACACAUUGCCCUCAGGUUCCCAGCUUUUCCGCUAUGCCACGGUGGUUUCUUCCUCCAAAACCAGCUCAUCCGAUACAGUGACACUUCACCCCUCCUCAAGCUUAGCCCUGCUGAGCUCGGCAGCGAUGCAGGACAGUGGGACUCUUGCUAAUGUGGCCACCAUGAUGAAUCCUGUGGAACUGGUGGCCAUGGAGUCUGGCCUGACUUCUAGUAUUCAGGCUAUUGAAGGCACUUCAGAGGAUGGACAGACAAUCAUAGAAAUAGACCCAGCACCUGAUCCAGAAGCUGAUCCUGAAGAAUCAGCGGGGAAAGCUGUGAUUUUGGGGACAGAGUUGAGGACUGAGGAGAAGGUGGUGGCUGAGGUUGAUGAACAUCAGCACCAGGUCCAUAAUGUAGAGAUUGUAGUCUUGGAGGACUAGUCAGCAAGCCAUCCUGCCAUGCUAAAUGAUUGUUCACAUCUUACCUUUUUAUUUGUUUGAUCCCCUUUUCAGGUAAGUUCACACAAAUGCUGAUGAUCAUUUUUAAGCAGUCAUUUUCUUCAGGGGGAAAGAGCAGGCAGGCUGUGCUUUCCAGUAUGGAUGAUGGUUUGUGGGAAUAGGGAGAGUCAGAAUUUUACCUGCCUAGUGAAAGGGGAAACAAGCCAUUGCUGUUAUCACUCAGUGAGGAGGGAUGGCAGUCCGUAAACCCAGAUUUGAAGUGACCCUUCUUGGAUUGUUUGUCUCAGAAACAAAGUGGAAAUAACUACUGGAUUAGAAUGACCUUAAAGCAAGAGCUUCCGUCUGGAUCUUUAGCUAUUCUUCACCCUAGGAAGGGAGAUCCCAUGUCAGUUUCUGACUUUCUAAGCAUUUUGCAUUUUGGAAGUGGACGAAAAACAAAGCACCUGAUUUGAUCGAUCAGGUCACCGACCGUCUUUGGAAUGUAUUGUUGU
Molecule: messenger RNA, 2205 nt
Organism: Protobothrops mucrosquamatus (brown spotted pit viper)
Lineage: Eukaryota; Metazoa; Chordata; Lepidosauria; Squamata; Viperidae
Gene: GMEB1
Product: glucocorticoid modulatory element binding protein 1
Exons: 9
Coding region: 17-1696 (559 amino acids)
Biological process (GO): positive regulation of transcription by RNA polymerase II
Cellular component (GO): nucleus
Molecular function (GO): DNA-binding transcription activator activity, RNA polymerase II-specific; RNA polymerase II cis-regulatory region sequence-specific DNA binding
Source: RefSeq, a predicted model, not a curated record